AUGGCUGCUGACUGGCAACCCGAGUGCCUCGUGCCUCAGAACCAGCCUUCCCUCGACCCUGUGGGAGCUCAUUCAGACCGUGCUUUGCAGAAUACUUCAGGAAACGUUCAAUCGUAUUCUGAUGCUCUAGCACAUGGUGAUGUUGUUGCCCGAGAUGACCAUCUUCAGCAAUUAGCAUACAAGUAUCCCCAUUCUGCUGCCCCUCACCCCAUCUCCGCCCCCGGUCUUCACCAGCAGCACCAGCAUCAACAAGCAGUAGCUGCUCGGCUUCAUGCCCGCAAGCUUCGACGACUUCAUUCAGUGGGACCCAACGCGGCUCCUCGUCGGGGUCGAAGCUAUCUCAAGUCUCAGAAGUACUUGGAGUAUCGGGCACGUCCUCGACGUGAUACUGGUAAAGAUGGGGAGCCAGUGUGGUCUGAUGAGUUAGAAGAUGCUUUCCAGCAGGCCCUUGAAGCGAAUCCACCUAUGGGCCGACGCAAGUGGUCUGAACGAGGAAAAUCAUAUGGCCGGAACGAGCUAAUUGCUGAAUACAUCUUCAAAUUGACCGGCAAGCGACGAUCUCGAAAGCAAGUUUCAAGUCACCUUCAGGUGCUUGACUCGUUUCUGAAGGGAGACCCAGAUUGGGAACGACUCGUCCGCGAACAAUCUACCGAUCGCUCAAGUGGACACUCCCAGACUUCUGGACCUAAGUGGAGAGCCUCGAUGGACCAUGCAGCAUCCAAUCACUAUGGUGCCCCUACACACCCAAGCUACAAUGACCCAAUGCGAUCCAUGCAACCUUAUGCAGGUGACCUGCCGCCACCCCACUAUACAUUGGGCUCGAACAUGCAGGAGGCGGGCACCAAGAGCAUCCAUGGCUUUAGCUUCGAUAUGUGGGUCAGUGCACCUCAACAGGCCAACCGCCCUGACAAGGCCCUGCAUGCAUACACUCGUCUGCAAGGAGACCUUCACCACCCUGGUGCUCCUCCAACACCUCUGGAGAAUGUGAACGGUUGGCGGACGUCUUUCCCUCAUCUAGCUACAAUGAUUGAUGAGAUGGAUGGUCCACUCGACUGCGACAUUAUCAUGUUGGAAGUCAAUCUCCAACUGAUGCCCGACUUUCCUCCUUCUGGCUCUCGUCUGGGUAUCCAAUUGGAUGUUGACUUUGCUCACCCUACUGCUGGAGAUGUUCUUAUGGUCAAUCAGAUGGAAAACUGGACUUGUAGCACCCGGUUGUACGAAAGGGGACGUGAGAGUUGGGAGACAUACCACGAUCUACCCAAGCCUCAAUCUACCAAGGUCAAGCCUCUAUUUGAAUCACAAUGGUGGGCAAAGAUCUUCACUGAGUUGACUCAGGACAAGCGCAUUGCGGAAGACUCCGGUCAGCCUGAGUCUAUUCAUGCUACGGAUGAGCGUAACCGACGCUACUUACGGUCCUUGUCUGCAGUACAGGAGCUUCGUGCGAUCCCUCCAAGCUCCCGGCGUCUUUCAAAUCAGUUCCAGGGCCAACAAGACCAGAGUGAACGCAUGGCUAUCCUAGUCUGGAAAUUCCGCCAGACUCGCCCUGGCGAGGUUGGUACAACCACCUGGCGUCAUCUGAUUCCACCACCAGACCGCACCCAGACUAAUAGCCCCCGACCUGCUGCUGGUGUUGACCUUCCUCCUCUUUCCCUGGACUCCAUUCUCCUCAACAAGCCCUCUCAGAGCGUUUAUCAGGCGCCCCAGCCACAUGAUCUCAUUCACCAAGGCCAACCCCAGUCCCAAUGGCCUAUGUACCCAUCUUCCCACGACAAUGUGGCUAGUCUAUUUAAUUCCUCGGGUCAUCUUGAUUUCAUGGGCUCUAUUACAAAACCCGAAGACGACAAGACUGCCGUCACCUCGGUGCUGGACUCAUUCUCGACCAGCCUUGCGCCUGAGACAUCCCAGCCCACCAGCCUCAGCAUGUCCAGUGGUGGACCGGUUAUGAUGAACAUUCACGAUCUCCCUCUUUCCCAUCCAUCUCUUGGCUACAAUAUUGGCCAUGACACUAGCCAUUACGUGCCAUCUCAACAACACGGUGUCAACCUCCACGAUAACAAUAGUGUGCUCAAUGGUUUUUUCGGUCCGGGAGCUCAAUCCCUUGACGAUCUUGGUCAUGGCCAAGCCUCUUGGGGAGCACAUGGGCAUGUCAAUGCCGGGUAUCACCACAUGCCUUUCUCGGAACACCAAGUUCCUGUCUCACGCGAGUCUCAACAAUCUCAUCACUUUGACGGACUAUUGCCACCUGAUGACUUGAUGGACAAGAUUGUCGGACGCAUUUCCAAUGGUUCUAGUAUGCAUGGGGCGGGCCCUGAGCAUUCAAAUACUGGGUACGCGGAUGAUGGCACAGUGGACGCCGUUUAA
This is a messenger RNA of Penicillium malachiteum, 2361 nucleotides long. RefSeq names its product transcription factor AbaA (gene abaA). The transcript is spliced from 3 exons. Gene Ontology annotation, biological process: regulation of transcription by RNA polymerase II. Gene Ontology annotation, molecular function: DNA-binding transcription factor activity, RNA polymerase II-specific; RNA polymerase II cis-regulatory region sequence-specific DNA binding. NCBI's taxonomy places the organism in Eukaryota, Fungi, Ascomycota, Eurotiomycetes, Eurotiales, Aspergillaceae. Bases 1 to 2361 code for a protein of 786 amino acids. Gene Ontology annotation, cellular component: transcription regulator complex. The record is from RefSeq and is a predicted model, not a curated record.